CACAGCUCCUAGCAUAUCCUUCCUCCUACCAGUUCGUCCAAUGGCCACUAUCCCUCGCGCCCUGUUCCUCGUCUCCCUGCUGGUGGCCCUCUCCUCGGCAGCCGUACCGGCCGCGUCGGCUGGACGAGGGAGCCGGCCGAUCCACCUGCACUUCUACAUGCACGACAUCACGGGCGGGCCGGGGCAGACGGCGGUGCAGCUGGUGAAGGGGCCCGGCCCGUCGCACCCGCUGAUGCCGGGGGCCCACUUCGGCGACACGACGGUGAUCGACGACCUGCUGACGGAGGGGCCCAGCGCGGCGUCGCGGGCCGUGGGCCGGGCGCAGGGCUCCUACAUGCUGGCGGGCCUCAGGGAGCCCGUGCUGAUGGUGUCCAUGACCGUGGCGCUGGCCCGCGACGGCCCGUACAACGGGAGCACCGUCGCCGUGGUGGGCCGGGACGACGUCUCCGAGGGCGUCAGGGAGCUCGCGGUGGCCGGCGGGACCGGCGCGUUCCGGAAGGCCACGGGACACGUCCUGUGGCGGACGGCUAAGAUGGAGUCCAGGGAUCACAUGGUGCUCGAGCUUGAUGUCUACGCUACCGUGCCGGGUGGUGCUUCUGCGGGCGACGGGCAGCGUCAGGCGUCCUGAACUCCUGAUUCCUGAACGCUUGCAUGCAAGCACGGGGUGAAGUGCCCGUCAAGCAAUGUUUGGGUGCUUUUUUGCUUUCGAAUUCCAAGUGUGCUUUUUUUCUAAAGCGCGCGCGGCUGUUCUUGUAACUUGCUCACCUGUUAAUUCGAAUUCAAUUGAUCAAAUUAAAUAUAAUACAGACUUGACUUUGCCGCAA
Brachypodium distachyon (stiff brome) is the source of this 824-nucleotide messenger RNA. RefSeq names its product dirigent protein 1. The record is from RefSeq and is a predicted model, not a curated record. The transcript has a single exon. Bases 41 to 628 code for a protein of 195 amino acids. Lineage: Eukaryota; Viridiplantae; Streptophyta; Magnoliopsida; Poales; Poaceae.